This is a messenger RNA of Psylliodes chrysocephalus, 453 nucleotides long. NCBI's taxonomy places the organism in Eukaryota, Metazoa, Arthropoda, Insecta, Coleoptera, Chrysomelidae. The record is from the annotation of a GenBank genome assembly.
AUGAGUUCUUCACAAAGAAGCUGCUGCAUUUGUGGCGAAUAUACUGUAGAAAAGCAAAGAAAAAUUAUCACAGAUUUUGUUAGGCAAGCUAAUCAAGAUACAAGAAAGGGGAAAUGGGAAUAUUCUGAUUUAGAAUCAGCACGUAGACCUGUGCCACAUAACGAAGAGAUUCCCGUACCAGUAUGUAUCACAUUGCCAGAUGUAUCGAUGUCAGAAGUAGAAGCAAUUGAGGACCAGUACAGGAACAGCAGUGAAAGUGAAUAUGAGAGAAUACAAUCAACAUCCCAGCAAUUCUCCCAAGAAGAACUGAAUGACCUGAUACGGGACCUCGCUCUAUCAAAGCAAGCAUCUGAACUUUUAGCAUCCAGGUUAAAAGAAAAAAACUGUCUACAGCCAGAUAUAAAAAUAACAAUUUAUAGAACACAAACUUGUUCCUUACUUCAGUCAAGAUGA